This is a messenger RNA of Amoebophrya sp. A25, 2386 nucleotides long. The record is from the annotation of a GenBank genome assembly. NCBI's taxonomy places the organism in Eukaryota, Dinophyceae, Syndiniales, Amoebophryaceae.
AGACCUUAAGGCAACCAGCGAAACCGAAAGUCGGCCUGAUCUGAUCUUAUCGUCUAAACCAUCCUGGACUUGAUCAACAAUCAAAACCAAAAUGAGUUACGAACAGGGCGGGGUGGUUAAGCCCGCGGCUUUCGAUGGUCAAAAAUACACUCUCGGAUUCGCUGGCGUCGGUACACUGAACUCGGCGUUGGUCGCAGGUUUUUGCAAGGCGUACAGUAGCGGUUCACCACUAGUAGGUGAAAAUCGAUCCAGCACAAGUACAACCACAAGUACAAGAUGUAAUGUCAAGUUUCCUUUGUAUCUUUCGCCACGCGGACGCCAGCAUGUUGGGUCAUUGGCUAAGGAGUUUGGACCCACGUGCAUCGCGGCAUGUGCUUCUACCCAAGAAGUUUUUGAUGCUUGUGAUGUUUUCUUGGUGGGUGUCCGACCGCCUCAAAUAAGCGACUUGCUCAAGGAUUUGGACUUCGCUGGGAAAAUACACCGGCAGAAGAGAACUAUUCUCGUAAAUUUGCUGUCGACCGUUAAAAAUUAUCAGUUGAAAGAGCACAUAGUGGAGCGAAUUAGAGUAGCACCGAAGAACGAGGAGGAGGAUCCGCAAGCUCGUCUCGAGAAGCACAUAGAAAUCGUGAAAGCAGUACCGCUACCUCCAGCACGGCACUUGCGUGGGUGUACCGUAGUAGCAGUCGGAAGUAAAGACUCAUGUACGGCAGCUGAAAGCCUUGUUGUGGGAUUGUUUGAAUCUGUAGGGCAUGUCACGACCUGCGUAGAGACUGAGUUGCCAGUGUUUCAAGCCAUUACUGGGAUGAUGGGGCCGUUCUAUCAGCAACUCCAUUGGCUAGAGUCUUUCAUGGCCGAUGUAGGAGGGGUCGAGCGUCGGGAGGCAACGAGAUAUUUGACGGCGUUUUUUCGGAGCAUUCUCACAGACAUCGAUGUUGGAGACAAAGAUGCGAACGAUCAUGACAAGGAGAAGGCAAUAAAAACCGGAAGAGGGGUAUGAGAGCAGUAUUUUCACUUAAGUGAUGACUCUCUAGAAUUUGAAGAAGUCUGCGGACCACUUCAGCUAGAGUAAGGUGAUUUGGAGGUGGUUGCCGUGGCAGCGGCGCCACCUCACAAUAGAGGGGAGGCUGGCGGACUUUGUUCCAACGGCUCUGCACCACGCUCACCGCCUGAGCCUCUCCCAGAUAGCAAGCGCGAUGCCAGUGACCCGUAGCGAGCAGAGACAGCAAGAGCAUGGACAUUUUGGGGAGGCCGUUCCAUCUUUGCUACCUUGGCGAUGUCGACUGGUGUUGGGUUUGGGUUUUGCGUGGAGGUGGCUGCCUGGUGCUGACAUCCCGAAAUGCCGCCGAGAGUUACAGGCUAUUGGAAGGCCCGCAGAAAUCCGGCAGGCCGUCAAGGGCACCGCCAUCGCCACUGUCAACCCCCUUGUCAUCAACGUGCUGCCGGGCUGUGGCGCGUUUCGGUGGGUUGUCUCUGUCAUCCAGGUGGGCAGCUAUGUCCGGCUGCCAGCGCCUCGUGUCUUUGUGUCUUACACGGACCACCAUCAAGACGCACGCAUGGCGUCAGGCUUGCACAGGUUGACCAAGGCCACGCCUCAGCGCAUGCCAGCCCCAGGCGUGCGUGCGUGCGUCCGGCGCUCCUUGUCAGGCUAUGGGGCUGCAGGAGGCAGCUUGGCUUUUUUGUGGGACUCGGGUCGCUUCAAAGUAGAAGCCCGAGGAAGGUCGGCUUUCGUCUUCGUGGCCGGGGGCCUUCGUCGGGUGGACCAAUCUACUUCGCAGCCGCAACAUCGCCGCCGAGGCUUCCUCUAUUGCGAGGUGGCGCUGCUGCCACGACAACCACCUCGAACCGUCCUCACUUUAGCUAAAGUGGUCCACAGACAUCUUCAAAUUCUAGAGAGUCAUCACUGAAGUGAAAGCUCUGCUCUCAUAAGGGGACGACCACGAUGCUGCUUCGACAUCAGCAGGAACUUCGUCACUGAUGGCUCUCACAGCUUCUCAAACAAAGGGUGGCAUAAACGAACAGGCAAUGAAGCUUUUGCGGGAAAAGUACAAUCAUAGAGAAGGUGUCGACGCGACAAUGCAAGUGCUUCUGGAGAGACUGCAUGCGGCGUAAAGUGACCGCCGCGCGGCCAUUCACGUGUAGUGAAGAUGAGAAAGAAUAACGUACCCCAUUGUGAGGUAGGGGGUGUUGUGUUAACAUCAUGCCUGAUUGGGUAUACACCUUCGGGGCAAGACUACAAGGCUAGCACGGGUCUUAGUCAGUACAGACCAUCUCCAUAAGCGAGUGCCAAUCCGAGGCUGCUCGGGGUCCAACUAGCACAUGACUGCUCCUCUCAGUAGAUCUCACUCUCGCCUUGUCACUGUGAAGUUCAUACUCACGGUUAUCUUAU